Molecule: messenger RNA, 2598 nt
Organism: Talaromyces atroroseus
Lineage: Eukaryota; Fungi; Ascomycota; Eurotiomycetes; Eurotiales; Trichocomaceae
Exons: 6
Coding region: 1-2598 (865 amino acids)
Biological process (GO): regulation of DNA-templated transcription; DNA-templated transcription
Cellular component (GO): nucleus
Molecular function (GO): zinc ion binding; DNA-binding transcription factor activity, RNA polymerase II-specific; DNA binding
Source: RefSeq, a predicted model, not a curated record
AUGGCCGAACAAAGCAACGGCAGCACCACAAACGGCGUCAAUGCCCCUCCCACGACCAAGACGAAACGCAGCAGAGUGCAAUUUUCUUGCACAGCAUGCCGUUAUCGCAAAUUGAAAUGUGACCGCACCUAUCCAUGCGACCGAUGUACUCGGCGUGGAGAUGCAGCUUCCUGCACCUAUGUAGGGCAUGGUCCACGCACUCGAGCAAACCAUCUAUCAUCGGGAUCCAAUCCAUCUCACAUUCAGGAUCGGAUCCAGCAUCUGGAGAAUCUCAUUCUCUCAUUUGCGCAGAAACGAAGGCAGGAAGACGAGAGCCGGGACGAUACCACUGCUAGUUCCGCUGCCACUCACAGCGCUCGAGAUGCAGUAGCACUGGCAACGGAGCAAAGCACGGCGCUGGAGGAUGAUCCAGGAAAGCUCGUCAACAAUGAGCAGGCAGGUACCACUCAGAUUGAUGAGCAUGAUUUACUUAACGAUGAUUCCACGGACGAAAUGGUUAAGUUAGAGCACGAAGCAAAUCGACCAACGCUGCUGUUCCAUGGAGGCCGUGUACCAACCAAGCAAGAGCUAAUUGCAGAGCUCCCUGAUAGAUCGACAGUAGAUAGGCUUAUGGGUCGUCUUCUGAACUCGGAAGAUCCGACGCUCGACCCAGCCCAGGUAUCACUACCAUGGCUUGGCUUUUUAUAUGCAUGCAUGGCCAUGGCUGUGGGCAUGUUUCGGCGUAGCCUAGAACAACCGCCUGCCCCCUUGGGCAAUGCAGCUGUUGAAAUCAGCCGGCUUGAAAGAAACUGCUGUUAUUGCCUCAUCAACUCCAAUUACCUGACAGUUGGAAAAUACAAAGUUGAAGCGCUAUUGAUAUACGCAACCAUCGAGUUUACAAAACGAGGCAACUCGGCUAUGAGUGUAUCAAUUAUUCUAGGCAUUACCAUUAAACUUGCUAUGCGUAUGGGCUACCAUCGUGACGCCAAACACUAUGAUAACAUAUCAGCUCUCGAAGGAGAGAUGCGUCGACGCGUUUGGGCAACGAUCUGCCAACUGGAUACUUUAACAGCUUUCCAAGCGGGCAUACCGAGGCAAACACAGACCUGGCAAAGCGACACCGAGCUUCCGCGCAACAUCUCUGAUGAAGAGUUUGACGAAAACUCCAUUGAACUGCCGCCAUCCAAGCCUGACUCCAUUCGGACACAGACGACCUAUCUAAGAUCUAAAUCCCGUGUUAUGUCUGCCUUUGGCCAGAUCUGCGAUUUGGCCUACUCUCGUCACCCGAUAAUAUACGAAACGAUUCUCGAACUCGACCGCAAGCUAGAAGAAGCACAUGAAUUGAUCGCGCCGCCUCUUCGUAUGCGACCCUUGAAUCAAUCCGUCACCGAUCAUUCUGGCCUGAUCAUGAAACGCUAUACACUCGAAGUGCUAUACCAAAAGGCCCGUAUUGUACUCCACAGAAAAUAUCUCGUCGAGGCUCGUUACAACCCUCUUCUUAGCUACUCGCGGUCCGUAUGCGUCAAAGCCGCCAAGGCGAUCCUUCGCCAGCAAUACGACCUGUUCUACGAAUCGCAAGUAGGCGGCCGACUUGAAAGAGACAAUUGGUUUUUCAGAUCGCUGCAGAACCACGACUUCGUCCUGGCUGCCAUGGUUAUUUGUCUUGAACUAUUCAAAUACAACGAAACAGUCAGUACCGCUGAGGAUGUAGGGCCGCAGCCACGACAGCCCCAAUCACAACAAGAGCCCCCAUCCACUGCGGCCGAUGAAAGAAAUAACUUGAUCGAAACAUUGCGGAAAUCUCGCGAGAUAUGGAAGGCAAACCUUAUGCAUUCGAUGGAGGCACGAAAGGCAUUUUCUGCGUUGACAUUCAUGUUGAAGAAGGCGGAGUUGGAUGACGAGGCGAGGAAAAGCAAUAGCCAAAGUCCAGUGCAGCCGAACGCGCAAUCGUCGCUGCUACCAAACUCGAAUUCGACUCCAAAUGCUUCGCCAGACGUGCUGCGAACAGCGGGUUCGCCUUCAGAUGAUAUUACAAUAGGGGAGAGUGCGUUAAGUCGUAGGUUUGGGGGUAUAAAUGGUCAAGCAUUGAUAGCAUAUUUGGACAAUUUCCUAUCUCCCAGCAAUCUUCCCACGCCACCCAAGUCCAACAGCACUGGAAACAAUACCCUGGGGACUGCAGGCACACCAAGCGCACAAACAGGCAUUACAAAUAAUAAUACCAUCAACAAUAACAUCCAACAACAGCCCAGACACGCAUCAAUCCCAGCUCUCGAUGCCUUCCAGCAACAAUACCCCAGCAACCAAUCCUCACUAGUCGAUUUCGACAUGAUACAAAACAUGCUCGACACUCCCCAAAACCUGGACUGGCAACUCUGGGACGGCCAAAUGCAAGACGACGACCCGGGAUUUAUGAAUGAAUUCUGGAACCCAGCAGGCAUAAUUCCAUCCGCUGGCACGAUGGAAGUAGAUGGUCAGAACAACGCCAGUAGUAAUGGCAGCAACAACACCAACGCAAACACCAACGACGGGAAUAGAAAUGGAAGUGGAAACCAAAACGGCGAUAACUGGACGUCAACUAACUUGGUUGGUUUGUAUAUUGCACCAGGGUAUCGUGGGUGA